Messenger RNA from Vidua chalybeata, 3927 nucleotides. RefSeq names its product probable E3 ubiquitin-protein ligase HERC4. Lineage: Eukaryota; Metazoa; Chordata; Aves; Passeriformes; Viduidae. Gene Ontology annotation, biological process: protein ubiquitination; ubiquitin-dependent protein catabolic process. Gene Ontology annotation, molecular function: ubiquitin protein ligase activity. The transcript is spliced from 23 exons. Bases 110 to 2941 code for a protein of 943 amino acids. The record is from RefSeq and is a predicted model, not a curated record.
CCCGCUGCUCCUCCCGCUGCCGCAGGCCCUGAUCAGUUUCGGUUUCCAUUUCCCCGGCGCUGCGUUCCCGGCGCUGCCCGGGCACUCCCGAGCUGUCGGCGGGAGAGGGAUGGCGGAGGGACGGCGGCGGCAGCGGGGCCGGAGGUGCGGCAGGGGAGAGCGCACACAGUCGCAGAGGAAUGAGGAGGUGCGGUGCUCAAACCAUGAUGAAACGCAUAAGCUCAUUCUCUCCCCUAACGGGAAACUUUCUGAACACUGGGCUAAAGCUUCAGCAAACUGCCCCAAGACAAGGCUGGUGAAAGAACUGGGAAACCGAAAUAUUGUUCAAAUAGCAUGUGGGGACCAGCAUGCCAUGGCACUAUCCAGAGGGGGUCAGCUCUUCACCUGGGGCCAGAACACCCAUGGACAGCUUGGAGUGGGGAGCCAAACCACUCUUACUCCUGAACCACAGCUGGUGGAAAGACUAAAGGGCAUCCCACUUGCUCAAAUUGCUGCUGGAGGAGCUCACAGCACCACCGUGUCACUGUCUGGAGCUGUGUACUCCUGGGGAAAGAACAGUUUUGGACAGUUGGGACUUGGAGACACGAAAGACAAGGACUGCCCAACAUAUGUUGGAGCUUUAGGGCACUGGAAGGCUAUAUUUGUCUCAUGUGGGGCAGAUCAUACUGCAGUUCUCUCCAAGGAGGGGCUGGUGUGCACCUUUGGAGCAGGAGGGUCUGGCCAGCUGGGUCACAACUCUACCCGGAAUGAACUCUUGCCUCGUGUGGUGGCUGAGCUGUGGGGAGCAAGGAUUUCACACAUUGCCUGUGGCAGACAGUACACCCUGGUCUAUGUUUGUUCCUUGGACAAAUUCUAUUUCUUUGGUUCUGGUGAUGAAGGACAACUGGAAGAUGAGAGGAAGCCCAAUCAGUUGAUACCACUUCCUAUCAAUUCACCAGUGAAUACUGGAAAAUCCUGCCAGAAAAAGGGUGCAUCAAAAAAAGGGAUUAAAAUUACUGCAGGAUUACACCAAAGUUUUGUCCGUUGCAAGGAGGGGAACAAGAAUUCGUAUUUGAAUGGAAUUGCCACUCUGGAGGAUAAAGAAGUGGAUGCAUGGAUUUCUAAUUCUAAAUGUUGUAGGAGUAUAAAAAGGAAUAUCAGACUGAUCUUUUCAUCUGAGGCUUGCAUCAAUGGAAGCUUCCUGGACAAAAGAGACAAACACUUCAAAACUUCCAAAGAAGUCUCAGGUGUAGACAUAUCAGAAGUGAAACGUUUUUAUGGGAAGAUCAGUAAAAACCAAACAGUCUACCAAGAGGUGCAAAAGGAGAUUAGGAACUUACUGCCGUUGUUGUCUUCCUCUCCCAUCUCACCUGAAAAUUUCAGAGUCUACUUGAUCUUGCCUUUCCUUCUGCAGGGGAAGAAUGAAGAUUCUAUCCUAUCUCUGAUCCUUCUGGCUGAAGCCAUCAUGAAGCUCCAGCCAGAGGGCCUGCAAACUCUUGAAUGCCUAUGGUCAAAUUUAGAAACAUCCAUUUUCAAGAAGCUGGUCAUUCUGUACCAGAGGGUUUCCCAGAAAAUUCUGCUCUCAUUUGUCCAGAAGAUCAUGGCCACGGGUCCAAGCCACCUCUUCAACCUGGACCCAGUUAAAACUGGGCCUCUGCAAAUGCUGCAGAUGCUUUACCAGGUGAACUCCAGAACUGGUUUCAGAAUACAUGAAAGCAACUUCCAUGUACAUGAAGUGGGAGCGAUUAUCAACAUAUGUUCACACUUCAAUAUAGUAACAGUCCUAGAGAAGCUGAGCAAGUACCCAUGUAUCUUUGACAGGGAAAACAAGAUCAGCGUUCAUAUUACAGAAUGCAAGGCUCUGUCCAAGACCUCUAUUAUACCCUUUAUUCAGAUGCCCUUUACAUGGAUCCCUGAGGCAUGGAAUUUUUGUGUCCGAAGACAAUGCCUUCUCCAAGACAUAUGGAAAAAUUUAAAAUCUGCCUCAAACCAAGACUUCAGGAAGAUGUUAAAGGUGUCUUUUUUGGGUGAGAUGGGGGUGGACGAAGGUGCGGUGUCCCAGGAGCUCUUCGGUAUUGCAGCCAGGACCCUCUGCCAGCCCAGCACCAGCGCCUUCUGCCACUUCGCCUCCGGCCUUGUGUGGUUCCCCAGACAGGCCCCAAGCUGUGAGGAUGAGGACACCUUCCUCUUGAUCGGGACACUGUGUGGAAUGGCACUGUUUAACCAAUGCACGGUGCCCUUCCCCUUCCCCAGGGCUCUCUACAAAAAGCUACUGGACCUGGCUCCCACCCUAGAGGACCUUGAGGAUCUGCUGCCAACCAUGGGCCGGAAUCUUCGGAAAAUUUUGAAUGAAGAAAGUGAUAGCUUGGACUUGGACUUCACGAUAAUGGAAGGAAGAGAUUCCACAGAUGUUGUUGAACUUAAAGAAAACGGUGCCAACAUUCCUGUCACUAAGGAUAACAGGAAAGAAUAUGUUGAUUUGUAUGUGAAUUAUAAAUUCAAUAAAUCAGUACAGAAGCCAUUUGAGGACUUUAUGCAAGGGUUCUUAAGAGGCUGCCCAGCUAGAAAUUGGAAGAUGUUUUUCCCUGAAGAGCUGCAGAUUCUUCUCCAGGGACACACAACAUUUGACUGGCAUCUGCUGGAAAAGAAUGUGAUAUACAGACAAUAUACAAAGUUAGAUCAAACCAUCAGGAAUUUUUGGACUGUGUUUUACAAGCUACCAGAAGAAAAAAAGAAAAUGUUUCUUGCUUUUUUGUCAGGAUCUGAUCGAAUCUCUGGCUAUGGACUGGAGUGUUUUAGAUUUUGGAUUGCAGAUCCUCAAGUAGAAAAUCCAGAUGAGAGCCUUCCCCGUGCCAAUACUUGCCACCUGAUUUUGUUCCUCCCUAGAUAUAGCAGUAAAAAAAUACUCAAAAAGAAGUUGCUUUAUGCCAUAGAGCAUAAUGAAGGUUUUGGCCGUGCCUAACUCUGGGAUAGAAGCACUUAAAAGCAAAAAUAAGAAUAUGAGUCUUUAUUCACUUGCCAUAUUUUCUCUUAAUAACUCAAAUUUACUGGUUUCUACCCUGCUUUAUUUUUACUGCACUUUAUAAACACCUGAGUGCAUGUAUUUGCUGAGAUUUUACAUUGCUUAUAAAAUUAAGCUUCAACCAGAUAUUUCAUAGUUAGAUUGUAAAGUUAGGAAAGAAGAAUCCUGUUUGGCACACUUCAGAGAAGCAAGCUGAUAACCAAACAUAUUUACAUAUAUGUGCAGGCAGGGUCUGCACUGUUCUGGUUACCUUAGGACAGUGAACUCCCAGCAGCAGGGAUUCUGUGAUUUGUACAUUUAUGCAUUAGCAAGCAUACAACCGGGAUGUGCUAAACAGUCACUCUUGCAAAGCAAAGCUGGGUUAAGGUUUUCAUCUGUGUUACUUAAGGGUUCUCAUGGGAGCAACUAACACAUUUAAUGAGAUUGUGAAUUGAAGGAGGAGUCUGUGCUCACCUGGAUAUGGUGUAUGAUUUAUCUGAGAGAAAUUCGUAGGAGGAUUUGAUCAUGCCUAGAGUUUUUCAAAAGCUGUAUUAAUGAAUUAUAAUAAUACAAUUUUUUGUUAUUUAGUGUGAUAAUUGUGAUAUUUGUCAUGUUUCUUUAUAUCUUCUAAGGAGAUGUUUCACAAUUAAAUCAUAAAAUCUUAGGCUUGCAGAACAGCACUGUCUACAGAGCCCUGUGGACAUAAGGCUGGCAGAGCUUCAGGAAUCUCAUUGUCAAAACAGUGCAGAACACUGGCAGGGUAUUAACCAUGUCAGGCAGGAUGUGUGUUUACUGUGUAUUUUGCUACGUGGAGAGAGGGAGAGAAACAACAGCCAUGUUUUUCAGCAGUCUUCUCUUUGGUGUGUUAAAUGUGUUGGGGGACAUCCAUAUGUAAAGAAGACACUGUCUUAAAUUAAAUGAUGAUGGAUUAAAUUUUCACCUCUGUA